AUGUCUAACCUACUGAGAAAUGAAGUAUUACGUGAAAUAAAAUAUGUCCAGUCUGUGGGUGCUAAAAUUUUCCUUUGUCCUUUUAUUGGCAGGACAAAAUCACAAAUGAUUGGCUUUUAUAUUAUGCGCGUACUAAUGCAAUGCACGAUCAUACAACUUUUUGUUACUCUCAUAACUGAUGGCAGCAAAGAUUGGCUUGAAAUCGUCAACGUUGCUCCAAAUCUUGGUGUAAUUAUAAUGGCCUACAUAAAGUAUACAACUGUUGAUGCAUAUAAAAAGAUAUAUGAAGAAGUAUUUCACCAUUUUAGAGAAGACUUUUGGGACAUCGUAGAAGCACAAAAUGAAGGACAUCAGAAAAUUCUUAAAAAAUACAAAUGGGUAGUGACUGCAAUCAAUCGCUUCUUAGUUUUCUACUCUAUUCCUUUAAUCCUAAUGGUCGAUUCUAUUCCAUACUUCUUCAUGAAGUAUGAAAAAAGAGUUCAUGGUGAUGAAUUGUUUUUAUAUCCUUACGAUGCAUGGUAUCCAUUCGAUAAAUUAAAGUGGUACGCCGUUGCAUAUAUUUGGGAAAGUUUUAUGACAGCAACUGUUGUUGCUGUUUUUGGUAUAACGGACGUAAUACACGCAUCUUAUGUCGGAUUUACUUGUAUGGAAUUAAAAUUGCUUGGAAACUGCUUGGAAGAAAUCAUAAGUCCUGAUGACGUUGCAAACCUAUGUGACGAGCGUAACUCUAACGAAAUUCACCGAAAUGUUGUAAGAAAAUUGAAAAUUAUUAUAGCAAAGCAUAACUUCUUAGCCAAAAUAUCAUCUGAGCUCGACAUAAUUCUGGGUGAUGCAAUGCUUUUUAACUAUUUCAUAGGAUCAAUAUUUAUUUGUUUAACAGCUUUUACUUUCACGGUUGUCGAUGUCAGCUACAAACGGAUGCGUUACUUUCUUAUGUUUAUGUCGUUUAUCAUCGAAAUUUUUAAUCAGUGUCUUCUUGGACAAGUUUUGACUGAUCAUAGCAAAUAUAUAACGAAAGCAAUAUACUUCAGUGACUGGCCAUACGCCAGUCCCGAAGCGAAGAAGCUAAUGCUGAUGUUUAUAAUGUGGACUCAAAAACCAUUCGAGUUGACCGGGAAAGGAUAUAUUGUAAUGAAUAUGAACAGCUAUAGUAGCAUUUGUAGUACAUCGUAUCAAUGUUACAACUUACUGCGUACAGUUUUUCAAUAAAUCAAUAUUGAUUCAAUUAUUUAUUAGUGCACAAAAUAUUAUCUUUAUAAUGUUAAUUAUUGCUAGAGAACAUUUAAGGCUCAUCACAAAAUGUGCAUACGUAUUGCACUUAUUGUAAAAUUGUAGUUUUUAUGGUA
Bicyclus anynana (squinting bush brown) is the source of this 1346-nucleotide messenger RNA. Its product is annotated as odorant receptor 13a-like. Gene Ontology annotation, cellular component: plasma membrane. Gene Ontology annotation, biological process: sensory perception of smell; detection of chemical stimulus involved in sensory perception of smell. The record is from RefSeq and is a predicted model, not a curated record. NCBI's taxonomy places the organism in Eukaryota, Metazoa, Arthropoda, Insecta, Lepidoptera, Nymphalidae. The transcript is spliced from 5 exons. Gene Ontology annotation, molecular function: odorant binding; olfactory receptor activity. The coding region runs from base 1 to 1209 and encodes 402 amino acids.